GUGAUGUUUCAUGUGCCAUUGUCCCCUCACCAGUGGCCACAAAAUUCUCUUCACCAUUAAAUUUGGAUAUGAAAUGUACCACUAACUUUGUAUAUAUACAUUCAUAGAAAGUUUUUUAUGCAGAACACAAGUUUCACUUGCUGUGUAUUCCUCAAAAAUACUUUCUCUUUCUAUGAAGUCAUCAUUUAAAGUUACAAAGUAUCUCACUAUGGGCAUCAAAAUGAGUCCGCUUAUUCAAGGUACUAGAAUCUUGAGGAGGUUUUCAAAUUCCGGAGGUGUUCCAAAAGGACAUUGCGCAGUAUAUGUAGGAGAGAGCCAGAAGAAGAGAUUCGUCGUGCCAAUAUCAUACUUGAGCCAGCCUUUAUUUCAAGACUUGUUAACUCAAGCUGAAGAACAGUUUGGUUUCGAUCAUCCAAUGGGCGGUCUCACGAUACCUUGCAAGGAAGACGUGUUUGUUCAUCUCACAUCCUGCUUGAGAUCAUGAAUUGUAUCAAAGUGCAAAUUCUCUUGCACAUGAAAUUUUGUAGAUUUAGAUGUUAGAAAUAGGAGAUUGUUAAAAGAACUUUCACUGUAUAGUUCAGAAACACAAAAAUCUAUAGAAGUUGUUACAUGAUCAGUUUAUUAAUA
This is a messenger RNA of Solanum lycopersicum (tomato), 627 nucleotides long. Its product is annotated as auxin-induced protein 15A-like. Gene Ontology annotation, biological process: response to auxin. The record is from RefSeq and is a predicted model, not a curated record. NCBI's taxonomy places the organism in Eukaryota, Viridiplantae, Streptophyta, Magnoliopsida, Solanales, Solanaceae.